AUGAAGUGUUACCUUAUCCUUUCUGCCGCUGCGCUCGCCGCUGGCUCAGCCUUCUCGAACAACAACUUGCCUGCCAACAAUGUCGAGAACUUCGUUGCGCGAGCGAUCGACCCGAAGACCAUGGAUCCCACCCGUCUUUCGGUUCUCUCGGUGCUCAAGACUGCCAUCCCAUGCAGCGCCCGCUAUCCUGAGGCGACUGGCGAGGUAGAGGAGUGGUACUCGAAGCUGCCCGUGGAUGUCAAAUCACUGUUGCCCUCGCUCUACCCCGCGUCCUCGACUGGUGCAGCCUCCGUAUCCGGACCUGUUGCUAAGCUGGUAAACGUGUUCACCGCCGCGUGCUCAGCGUCCGGAACCACAACCACAACCACGCGUGUCACUGUCACAAAGACCGUCCAUUUGACAGGCUCAGCUACCGCAUUGAGCAACACCUCUACCAUCACAGCUGCGUCGAACGGAACAACCCUGAACGGCACCGGUGCGUUCCCAUCUCCCACGAACGGAACCUUGAGCUCUGCGAGUCCCAGCCUGACUUCGUUCACUGGCGACUCUGGUAAGAUGGAGGCCAUUGCUGUAUUCACCUGGAUCUUUGUCUUCGCUGUAUUUGUUCUCUUCCUCUAG
Parastagonospora nodorum SN15 is the source of this 618-nucleotide messenger RNA. RefSeq lists its product as hypothetical. The record is from RefSeq and is a predicted model, not a curated record. The transcript is spliced from 2 exons. Lineage: Eukaryota; Fungi; Ascomycota; Dothideomycetes; Pleosporales; Phaeosphaeriaceae. Bases 1 to 618 code for a protein of 205 amino acids.